Manihot esculenta (cassava) is the source of this 2122-nucleotide messenger RNA. RefSeq lists its product as uncharacterized. The coding region runs from base 37 to 2010 and encodes 657 amino acids. Gene Ontology annotation, molecular function: heme binding; peroxidase activity. Gene Ontology annotation, biological process: response to oxidative stress; hydrogen peroxide catabolic process. Lineage: Eukaryota; Viridiplantae; Streptophyta; Magnoliopsida; Malpighiales; Euphorbiaceae. The transcript is spliced from 8 exons. Gene Ontology annotation, cellular component: plasmodesma; plant-type cell wall. The record is from RefSeq and is a predicted model, not a curated record.
GCUGAAUUGAGAAAUAUUCACUUAAAAAUCUUGAACAUGAAGACCCCUUUUCUCUUUGUCUGUGUGAUUGUUUUGUGUGUGACUGGGUUUUGUCAAGGAGGUGCUUUGAGGAAGAAAUUCUACAAGACAUCCUGUCCUCAAGCAGAGGAUAUUGUCAGAAGGGUCACCUGGAGCCAUGUCUUAAGCAACCCCAACUUGCCUGCAAAGCUUUUGAGAAUGCAUUUUCAUGACUGUUUUGUUAGGGGCUGCGACGGCUCUAUUUUACUAAAUUCCACUGCUACUAGCACUGCGGAGAAAGAUGCAAUUCCAAAUCUAACUUUAUCAGGAUUUGAUACUAUUGAUGCCAUAAAAUCAGAGUUAGAGAAUGCAUGUCCAGGAGUUGUAUCUUGUGCUGACAUCUUGGCCUUGGCCGCGAGGGACUCAGUUUCCUUCCAAUUCCAAAAACCCAUGUGGGAAGUGCUUACUGGUAGGAGAGACGGCAACGUUUCAUUAGCUUCCGAUGUCUUUUCUAACCUUCCUUCGCCCUUCUUCGACUUCUCCACUCUAUUGAAAAAUUUCAAGAACAAGGGUCUCAACGUCCAUGAUCUAGUUGUACUAUCAGGCGGACACACCAUUGGAGUAGGCCACUGUAAUCUCUUCAGUAACAGACUCUACAACUUCACAGGCAAAGGCGACCAGGACCCUUCUCUGAACUCCACAUACGCAACUUUCUUGAAGACCAAAUGCCAAAGUCUCAGUGACGCGACCACCACCGUAGAGUUGGAUCCUGGAAGCUCUCUAAACUUCGAUAGCAAUUACUUCGUUAUCCUCAAGGAGAACAAGGGUUUAUUCCAAUCCGACGCAGCCCUUAUAACGGACAAGAUCGCAAGAAACAUUGCUGGAGAGUUGGUUGAUUCGGGAACUUUCUUCGUUGAGUUUGCACAGUCAAUGAAAAGGUUGGGAGCAGUUCAAGUUCUUACUGGCACUGAAGGGGAGAUCAGGAACAAGUGCAGUGUAGUCAAUGCCAUUGAGAAAUAUAUUCACCCAAAAGUCUCAAACAUGAAGACCCAUUUUCUCUUUGUAUGUGUUAUUGUUUUGAGUGUGAUUGGGGUUUGUCAAGGAGGUGCUCUGAGGAAGAAAUUCUACAAGACAUCAUGUCCUCAAGCAGAGGAUAUUGUCAGAAGGAUCACCUGGAGCCAUGUCUUAAGCAACCCUAACUUGCCUGCAAAGCUUUUGAGAAUGCAUUUUCAUGACUGUUUUGUUAGGGGCUGCGACGGCUCUAUUUUACUAAAUUCCACUGCUACUAGCACUGCGGAGAAAGAUGCGAUUCCAAAUCUAACUUUAUCAGGAUUUGAUACUAUUGAUGCCAUAAAAUCAGAGAUAGAGAAUGCAUGUCCAGGAGUUGUAUCCUGUGCUGACAUUUUGGCCUUGGCCGCUAGGGACUCGGUUUCCUUCCAAUUCCAAAAGCCAAUGUGGGAAGUACUUACUGGCAGAAGAGACGGCAACGUUUCAUUAGCUUCCGAUGUCUUUUCUAACCUUCCUUCGCCCUUCUUCGACUUCUCCACUCUCUUGAAAAAUUUCAAGAACAAGGGUCUCAACGUCCAUGAUCUAGUUGUACUGUCAGGCGGACACACCAUUGGAGUAGGCCACUGUAAUCUCUUCAGCAACAGGCUCUACAACUUCACAGGCAAAGGCGACCAGGACCCUUCUCUGAACUCCACAUACGCAGCUUUCUUGAAGACCAAAUGCCAAAGUCUCAGUGACUCGACCACCACCGUAGAGAUGGAUCCUGACAGCUCUCUAAACUUCGAUGGCAAUUACUUCGUUAUCCUCAAGGAGAACAAGGGUCUAUUCCAAUCCGAUGCAGCCCUUCUAACGAACAAGAUCGCAAGAAAUAUUGCUGGAGAGUUGGUUGAUUCGGGAGCUUUCUUCGUAGAGUUUGCACAGUCAAUGAAAAGGUUGGGAGCAGUUCAAGUUCUUACUGGCGCUGAAGGGGAGAUCAGGAACAAGUGCAGUGUAGUCAAUGCCUAAGCGAUUCCUUCUGCAUGGCUUUGUUCUUCUCGGAUUAUUUUGUGUUGUGAUUAUUUAAAUUAUUUAACCCUUUAAGGUCCAAUAACCUUUUGACGGAAAAAUGUGUGAGCUA